Molecule: messenger RNA, 1095 nt
Organism: Gamsiella multidivaricata
Lineage: Eukaryota; Fungi; Mortierellomycota; Mortierellomycetes; Mortierellales; Mortierellaceae
Product: peroxisome membrane protein
Exons: 6
Coding region: 1-1095 (364 amino acids)
Biological process (GO): peroxisome organization
Cellular component (GO): peroxisomal membrane
Source: RefSeq, a predicted model, not a curated record
AUGGACUUUCUGAAAAAGUACGAGUCGUUCAUCUUUAAGAAUGCUUCCCAGGUCUCCAGUAUCGAGAGCACCCUGAGGUCAUUGACCUACAUCCUGCCUGGCCGGUUCGAUGACGCCGAUCUCGCUUCGGAAGCUCUGUUCUCGACACUCAACUUGCUUGGCCUUUACCAUGACACGAUCCUGACCAAGCAUAUCAACAGCCUCCCACCAACACACCGACCCACGCCCUCACCCUUAAAUCGAUACACUCGGGACUGGCAGAGCUCUUCUGUAGCUUACAAGCGGAUCGUCAUGCUAUUGACCAUCAUCCAGUACACGGAAGUGUUGAUUGAGAUGGGUAUCCAGAAGAAGUGGGGUCAGCAAUACAAGUGGCGGGUCAUCACCGCUUUGGAGGCCAUUAAGGCUGCUGGUCGCUUGGGACUGAUGCGACUGACCAACAACAGGAUGCUGAUGCACCCUGUCCAUGUCGAGCGAGACGUCGACCCCGCACAGCUCGCAGAUCUGACAGAGGCCCAGCUCGCCCUCAAAGAGAGUCAUUGGACAGGCGCCAGGACAGGAAGCACGCGUCUGCAGCUGAGUGCAGUCCAGAAGAGCAGCACCGGCAAGGCCGGCAAAACUGACGUGACCGAGUUCUUGCUCAGCAAGGUCCUCACGCCAGAUGUGGUCCGGAGGCCACGGGACCUGGUGGGGAUGUUGAAUGGAUUGGGUGCUGUGGGCGAGUACCUGUUUAUUUUGAGACCUCUGAUCUAUGUGCUGGCGAUGCGCAAGUACGGCCAAAAGUCGUGGUACCCCUGGUUCUUGUCCUUGGCGAUCGAAUUGGUUUCGAGGUCGAGUAUUAAGCAUUACUUGGCGAGCCGUGGUAGUGGACGAGCCGGGUCAGGAACACCGUUGGAGAAGGAUGAGAUGAAGCGACGGCUUUGGUUGUUGCUGUAUUAUGUCCUCCGAAGCCCAUUCUACGACCGAUUCACAAAGGAACGUCUACAUAACUUCUGCGAGUCUGCGAGCAAGAAGCCAUUGAUUUCGCUUGUCGGCGGUAUCGUCCGAGACUACCAGCCCCUCUGGGAGUCCGUUUACUUUUACACUGCGGGAUCGUAA